UAGUAAGCAAAGAUAAAAAAACGAAAAGCCGACUAAUUUAUUAACUUUCUCAUAUUUGUUUUAGCAACAUACUAUUAACACACUGCAUAUAAUUUAUUAUAACAUUUAUAAUAAUUUCAUAAAAUAUAGCAUCUGGAACAAAAUAGCUACAGCAACAAAAUGGUGUUGAGAGAAACAGUAAAAACAACACUAUUAAUGUUGUUUGGUAUGCUGGUGGCAGAGUGUGCAGUUAGCACAAAUGAAUACAUGAAAAGGGAACACUCAUUAGUGAGACCCUUUCAGGGUGUUGGUGUUAAUUUGCCGAAUUGGGAUUUUUUGGGUCAUACAGUAGUGACCAGCAACUAUAUAAGACUGACACCGGACCUUCAAUCAAAAAGUGGUGCUUUAUGGAAUUAUUCGCCGUGUUUGACUAAAAACUGGGAAUUACAUGUCACAUUCAAAGUUCACGGCAAGGGUAGUGAAUUGUUUGGUGACGGUUUUGCCAUUUGGUAUACCAAAGAUCGUAUGCAAACUGGUCCAGUAUUUGGUAGUAAAGAUCAUUUUUCAGGUUUGGCAGUCAUCUUGGACACAUACAGUAAUCACAAUGGUCCCCAUAAUCAUCAACAUCCUUAUCUUAGUGCUAUGGUCAACAAUGGUACUUGGAGUUAUGAUCAUGACCGCGAUGGUACACACACCCAAUUGUCCGGGUGUGAAGUACGUUUCCGCAAUGUCAAUUAUGAUACACAUGUAGCCAUACGUUAUGAGAAUGAUAUUCUAUCCGUGUCGACGGAUCUCGAAAAUCGUGGAGAAUGGAAAAAUUGUUUCGUUGUGAACAAUGUCGAAUUACCCACCGGUUAUUUCUUUGGUAUGUCAGCCACCACAGGUGAUCUCUCAGAUAAUCACGAUAUUUUGGGUUUCAAGUUCUAUGAUUUAGAUACAAAUAUUACGCCUGAGCAAAUAAUGGCCCGUGCGAAUAUUAUACCAAAUGCUAAAACCUUCGAAGCACCACGUGAACAUAAGGAGGAUCCCAAACCGGGCAUGUCAAAUACCAAAAUCUUUUUCAUUUUAUUAUUUGGCAUGUUGGCGGCGGUGGCUGUUGCUAUUUUCGCCAUUUCCUAUUUCAAGGAGAAAAAUUCGCGCAAACGUUUUUACUAGUUUGUAAAUUUAGUCUUCAAACCUCCACAAAUUUCUUUGAGAGAAAAAGACAUGACCUUUUAAUUACAACAAAGAAAACGAGAAUAUCGAAGAUUUUUUAAUAUUCUAACAGUCAAUUUUGUUUUGAUUUAAUUAAAUUUAUUGUAUUUUUGAACAAAUUCUAGUAUUUCCUUCUAUACGUUAUGGUUUAUUUAUUCAAUUGGUUUAUAAUAUUUAUUUCUUUUUAAUUAAAAUAAAAAUACAAAAAAAAAACGACAUGUAAUACAAAAAUUGCAAUUUUCCAGUGAUAUUGCAUCUCCACAAAUUUUUAUGUAGCAAAAUGUUUAAAUGAAGUAAAAAUGUAAAUGUGUAAUGUAAUUAAAACAACAAAAUGCAAAUGGAUACAACUAUGGAUGAUUGUAAAUAAAUAGUUAAAUGAAAAUAAAA
This is a messenger RNA of Calliphora vicina (urban bluebottle blowfly), 1560 nucleotides long. Its product is annotated as vesicular integral-membrane protein VIP36. Gene Ontology annotation, biological process: endoplasmic reticulum to Golgi vesicle-mediated transport. Gene Ontology annotation, cellular component: COPII-coated ER to Golgi transport vesicle; endoplasmic reticulum membrane; Golgi membrane. The transcript has 5 exons. The coding region runs from base 160 to 1134 and encodes 324 amino acids. The record is from RefSeq and is a predicted model, not a curated record. Lineage: Eukaryota; Metazoa; Arthropoda; Insecta; Diptera; Calliphoridae. Gene Ontology annotation, molecular function: D-mannose binding.